AUGAGCGAGGGGGCUGCCGGCGCCGCGGCGCCCGGAGCGGCAGAGGCGGCGGCGGUGGGGGGCCCGGGCGGGGAUGAGGCCGGGGGUCCACCGCGGGAGCUGCGCUGCAGCGACUGCAUCGUCUGGAACCGGCAGCAGACGUGGCUGUGCGUGGUGCCUCUCUUCAUCGGCUUCAUCGGCCUGGGGCUCAGCCUCAUGCUGCUCAAGUGGAUCGUGGUGGGCUCCGUCAAGGAGUACGUCCCCACCGAGCUGAUGGACGCCAAGGGCGUGGGGCAAGACCCCUUCUUCCUCUCCAAGCCCACCACCCCGCCCCGCGGCGCGGAGACUACCGCCGCCGCCACGCCGCGGCCGCCCAGCCGCGUCAGCCCCCGCCUCACCACGAUGAGCCGGGCCCCCCCGCGACCUCCCGGCACCCGCGGACCAGCGCGGGGCGGCCCGCGGCCCACCGCGGCUCGGCACCCCCCUGCGCCCCAUACGGCGCCCCCCGCCAGCGGCUCCCCCGGAACAGUCGGCCGCGGCGCCCGGCCGCCGCCCGCCGCCCCCAGCACCCCGCCGCUGCCCGCAUGGCCCACUGCGGCACACGCUACCUCCUCCUACAAGAUCUAUGUCCACGACUCGGCGCCGUCCUGGACCUUGUCUCCCUUUCAGGAGUCAACCACCACCACGCCGGAGGCCAGCACGACCCCCAAAAUCCAUACUACAACGUAUUCCACUGAGCGAUCUGAGCACUUUAAGCCAUGCAAAGACAAAGAUCUUGCAUAUUGUCUCAAUGAAGGGGAAUGCUUUGUGAUUGAAACGCUAACAGGAUCACAUAAACACUGCCGGUGCAAAGAGGGCUACCAAGGAGUCCGCUGUGACCAAUUUUUGCCGAAAACCGACUCAAUCUUGUCAGAUCCAACAGACCAUUUAGGAAUUGAAUUCAUGGAGAGCGAAGAAGUGUACCAGCGCCAGGUGCUGUCUAUUUCCUGUAUCGUCUUUGGCAUAGUCGUAGUGGGCAUGCUUUGUGCAGCGUUCUACUUCAAAACAAAGAAACAAGCAAAGCAAAUUCAUGAACAGCUGAAAGAAACACAGAAUAGGAAAACCUACAGCCUAAAUGCUUCCAGCAUGAUGGCUAAGUCAGAGUGUAUGGCGCAAAGCCAAGUCCAGCUGCAAAAUUAUUCAAAAACAGAUAGGCACCCUGGGCCUAUUCUUCACAAAGUUAUGGAGUCUAGUUUUUCAGGCCCUCAAUCUUUCCCAGAGGCCUUGUCUCCAGACAGAGGAACCCAGCCCAUCAAGCCACAUAGAAGUCUCUCUUCAUGCUGCAGCCCAGGACAAAAAAGUGGGAUGCUGCAUAGAAAUGCCUUUCGGAGGACUCCUCCCUUACCUCGGGGUAGGUUCAAUGGAAUUACAGGACCAGCAUAUCAACAGCUAGAAGAGUCAAGGAUCACAGACCAGGACACAAUACCUUGUCACGGGUAUUCAUCCAGUGGUUUAAAAACUCCUCAGAAUACUUCAAUAAAUAUGCAACUGCCUUCAAGAGAGACAACCCCUUAUUUUAAUAACAUGGAUCAGAAGGACUUGGUCAGCUAUUCAUCUUCAAGGGCCAACUCUGUUCCCAUCAUCCCGUCUGUGGGCUUGGACGAAGCCUGCAUGCAAAUGCAAAAUGUUUCUGAAGUAACAGGCAUCAAAUGGUGCAAAAACUCCUAUUCAGCUGAACUUGUCAAUGUGAGUUCCCCAGUCAGUAAUUGUCUUAUAGCAGAACAACACGAAGUGAAAAUAUUGCUAGAAACUGUGCAGGAGCAGAUUCGGAUUCUGACGGACGCAAGGCGGUCGGAGGACUAUGAACUGGCGAGAGUAGAAGCAGAGAACAGCACGAGUGAAAACACAGCCUUUCUGCCCAUGAGCCCCAUGGCCAAGUCAGAGCAAGAGGCACAAUUUGUCUUAAAAAGUGAAACGCAAAGAGACUCGGUAUUGACCAAGUGACUUCGUGUGGGGAUUUUGGGAGGGGAAACGAGAUCUGUGCAUUUGAUGCUUUGUUAAACAGGAAGGGAGGAAAUUAAUUACAAAUUAUUUAUAUGCAUUAAUUUAAGAGCAUCUACUUAGAAGAAACCAAAUAGUCAAUCGCCCUCAUAUCAUAGUGUUUUUUAACAAAAUAUUUUUUUAAGGGAAAAGUUCCAGGAGGGAUGGUGUGUGCAUCAGGUGCUUUCUAGGCAGGAUUACACAUAAAGUUUCGGUUACAGAGCAUUUACCAUUGUCCUCUUUAGCUGUCCAGAGGCUUAGGCUAUGCAUCUUUUCUUUCAGUAAAGGCCAAGACCAUUCUUAGAUUCAUUUCUGGUUUCAGGGCAGCGCUGCAGUCAGCUGCUGCCCAGGGACUCAGACCCUGGGGAGCAAGUCCCAUGACCCCACCACAGACCCAGUACCCUCUCUCCCUCUCCUCUUGGUUCCAGGUUCACACCAUGGCACGCAGGUCUGGUACCUACUGUGGAAUGACAAUAAAUCCCUAAAUUGAGCCAGACACUUAACCUUCAACCUUACUUUAAUGUGUCACUAAGCCCAAGAAAGUCAAUGGAAACAGGAGCUUUGUGUUCAGUCAAGUGUGGAGUGGGACUGGGGUCUGUAUUGGUAUGAUAUAUGUUACGGGGUAGAGUUUCAGUGGUCAGGAGCCUGCAGGUGCUCCAUUUUCUGAGCUUUGCCUAUCGGAGCAGCCUUAGUGG
Molecule: messenger RNA, 2693 nt
Organism: Melopsittacus undulatus (budgerigar)
Lineage: Eukaryota; Metazoa; Chordata; Aves; Psittaciformes; Psittaculidae
Gene: NRG3
Product: neuregulin 3
Exons: 9
Coding region: 1-1962 (653 amino acids)
Biological process (GO): animal organ development; nervous system development; intracellular signal transduction
Molecular function (GO): chemorepellent activity
Source: RefSeq, a predicted model, not a curated record